Messenger RNA from Paramuricea clavata, 1111 nucleotides. The record is from the annotation of a GenBank genome assembly. NCBI's taxonomy places the organism in Eukaryota, Metazoa, Cnidaria, Anthozoa, Malacalcyonacea, Plexauridae.
AUGGCCUCUUCACAAGAUGAUGUUAAAAAACAAGAAAUCAACACUGAAGGUAAGGGCAUACCUUAAAAUACCUAAUCACCCCCACAUAAGCAUCCCAGAAUUAGAGCUGCGUCUUUUAAAUGAUGUUGGGCAGGCUCAUAGACCUGUCAACACCGAUGUUAAUAGACCUUGCGGUUUAUUGCUUUGCCCCAAUAGUCACGUUUUCAUGCUGGUUAUAUUUCUUCGUGUUUUGAGUAAAAAAAAAACAUGGAUAAGCUUGUGAUUGGCCCCAAGAUCAAAGAAAAACGUAUCCAUGCACAAAACGUGGUGGCACCAGCCUUGCCAAAACAUGAAAAUGAGACCAUUGGGGAAACACAUAAUAAACGGUAAGGUCUUGUCUGGUUUAUUAUGUAAACUAAGGAACUUCUUCUAACAGGCACAAGCCCUUACAUGCUGGAUACUAACAUGGUUACCGUUUUUAGGUGCACUAAUUCAGCAUAUAUGUAAAUUCUUUUUCGUCAUUUUUAGAUACUCCCUUGAUGCUGAUGGGAUAAUCUCUAUUUUGAAAUGAAGCUACAAAUUGAAGAUAAGACAUACAGAACUGUGUUCUUCCCCAGAAAAACAUAACAAAUAUAAGGCCAGAUAUGAAUCCUCUUCACCUGUUAAACUUUCUAAGUAUCAAUUGAAGAGGAAUAAUUGGACAGCAGAAGACGAAAUCCAUCUAAACAAAUGGAGAAGAUUGGAGGAACCAAACGCUGUCGAUGUCAACUUCGACAUUCAAGAACAGCCAUGCCAGGACGAUAUAAAACCGGGUUUAACAAAUGUAACAUCUGUAGUUGCUGGAGAAACGAAUAUGCAAGUGAAUGUUAAUGGCAGAAUAUCAUUCCAGGGCACUAUCAAAACAAUCCUAACAAAGGGAAAGCUCCUCCAGAAGCAAGAUGCUCUAUUUACAGAUAACACAGGAACAGUGAGACUUGUGUUAUGGGAAAAGGAUAUAGACCGUGUCACUUCUGGUUCUUCCUACAAACUUUCCAAUGUGAUGGUUCGUGAAUAUGACCAGUCCAAAUAUCUAAGUUUAAGCAAGAAGUCCAUCAUCGAGCAAGUUACCAACAUAGUUGAAAGAAAAGAUUAA